Manihot esculenta (cassava) is the source of this 3786-nucleotide messenger RNA. RefSeq names its product probable serine/threonine protein kinase IRE4. Bases 184 to 3603 code for a protein of 1139 amino acids. Gene Ontology annotation, biological process: peptidyl-serine phosphorylation; intracellular signal transduction. Lineage: Eukaryota; Viridiplantae; Streptophyta; Magnoliopsida; Malpighiales; Euphorbiaceae. The record is from RefSeq and is a predicted model, not a curated record. Gene Ontology annotation, molecular function: protein serine/threonine kinase activity; ATP binding. The transcript is spliced from 17 exons.
UUAUCGAACUUCUUCGCAUACCAACUUAGCUUAUUCUCAACUAACCACUGCAGAAACUCAUUCUUCUAACAAAGAGCCAAAGAACUCUUUAACGGCUGCCAGAUAUCGUUUCGUUUCGCUUCUCAAUUCCCUUUUAUCUUUCCUUUUUCGGCCCUUUCUUGCUAUUUUCAACUAAUUUCCGUCAUGGAUGAAACCGGUGGAAAAUUCUCUUCGCCGCCUGAUAUUCCGUCCGGUUUGAAUCGGAUUAAGACUCGCCCAGUCCCUUCCAAGGACCAGCUCAGUUCAAAAUCCGAUGACUUGACUAAGUCCAAUACUUAUGUAGCUUCUAGGCCUCCUGUGAAAGGGAAGCAGAGGCAGAAGCAGAAGCAGAAGAGCAUAUUUCAGGGACGUGCAAAAGUUAAUUCUUCCAGAGGAGAAGAACUCUAUAAAGGAAAGAAGAUAACUCGAUGGUUCUCAUCAUAUUUUUCCAAGGAUGCUGGCCAAGUUAUGAGUGAUGUUUCUACGAAUAUUGAGGAGAGUAGCUUAGAAGCUAAGACACUUGACAAAAAGGAACAAGCAGGAAGCAAAAUUUCCAAUGGGGGGAAUUAUCAAAAUGGAAAACAAUCUUCUUUGGAGAGUUUAAGCCGGAGUAAAAUGACAAAGGGAUUAAAAAGUUUUUCACAUGAAUUGGGAACAAAAGGCAGCAUUACACCUGUCUUCCCUCGGGCUCAUAGCUACAGUGAUUUGGAGGAAAUUCUUGGUUCAUUGCAUUCAAGAUUUGAUGCUGCUAAAGAAGUGGUGAAUGUAGAACUGGCUAGUUUUGCAGGGGAAGUCGUGGAUGUCCUUGAGAAAAUUGACUCUUCAUUGCAAGAAGACUUGAAAAUGGGAGAAGAUCUUCUAACUCUGGCUCAAUUAUGCAUGGAGAUGAACUGUGCUCAGUUUCGCAUCAAGUGUGAAAUAAUUGUUCAAGAUCUGACUAAGAAAAGACAACAGUGUCAAACAGGACUACUGAAGUGGCUAUUUACUCGUAUGCUUUUCAUAUUGACACGCUGCACUAGACUUUUGCAGUUUCAGAAGGACACUGAACCUAUUGAUGAGAAAUCACUUCAUAAGUUCAAAAAAUGUCUAGAAAGUGUUCCUUCUGUUGAAAUGAGUUGGGCUGCCAAUCAUGGGAUUGGUGAUUCUGAUAUUGGUUGUGCUCUAAAUCAGAAAGGUGACAUCAAACAAAAGUUGCUGGGACAGAAUAAUUUAUCUUCUCUUCCUGAGGCAAUGUGCUGUGGUUCUCAAGAGCUGGAUGAUUUGAGUGGCAUAACUUCCAGAAAGGACUCUCUGGAACAAAAGUUGCCAUCUCUAAAUUCCAACAAGGAUACCCUUUCACAACUUCAACAAUUUUCUGAAACUGAUAAAAGUUCCUUGAGGAAUUCAUUAAAUAAUUCCAGUCGUUCGCUUCAUGGUCAGGGACAAUUGUUAGAUGACUCUCUUCAUGAACAGGAGCAAAUUUUAGAUGGAUCUGAUUCAGUGAUCUGUAGGAUUUGUGAAGAAAUUGUGCCUAUUUCUCAUCUAGAAUCUCAUUCUUAUAUAUGUGCAUAUGCAGAUAAGUGUGACUUAAAUUGUCUAGAUGUAGAUGAACGCCUUUCAAACCUUGCAGAGAUAUUGGAACAGAUUGUAGAGUCACGUAAUUUGAAUGUUCAUCCAUCAUACAGCCCUGAAAAUUCAAAAGCACAAACUGUAAAUGCUGUUACAGCUGAAGUUUGCUCUCCCAAGAUAAGUGAAUGGCGAAAUAAAGGUGUUGAAGGAAUGUUUGAAGAUAUACAUGAGAUGGAUACUGCCUUUAUAGAUGAUUCUCAUCUACUCCCUGCUAACUUAAAAGGUCAUUUUGGUAUAAAGUUAUGCAAUUAUGGAGCAACCUCCUCAACUGGAAGCAUGACAUCAGUUUCCUCCACUACAACCCCCAGAGCUGGCCAUUUUGAUUCCUUCUGGUUAGAACAUAAUAAUCCUUCAGAGUCGGAGGACAUCCAACAGAUGAUUGACCUUGCAGACAUAGCCCGCUGUGUAGCUGGCACAGAUCUCUCAAAGGAAGGGUCAUAUGAAUUUUUGCUUGCUUGUAUGCAAGAUCUACAGGAUGUUUUACAGAAUAGCAAGCUCAGAGCUCUUGUAAUAGACACUUUUGGGGGUCGGAUAGAGAAACUUCUGCGGGAAAAAUAUAUACUUGCUUGUGACGUAAUGGAUACUAAAACUCCUACAAGUGAUGGAAAACUUAAGGAAAAUUCUAGACUUCUAUUCGAUAAUGCUUCUCAAAGUAGUCCAAUGUCAACUCCUGUACAUUCAUCACAUAAAGAGAGGACAAGCAUUGAUGAUUUUGAAAUCAUCAAACCAAUAAGUAGAGGUGCCUUUGGGAAAGUCUUUCUUGCACGCAAACGGAUAACAGGAGAUUUAUUUGCAAUUAAGGUUCUCAAGAAACUGGACAUGCUGUGCAAGAAUGAUGUUCAGCGCAUAUUAGCAGAGCGUAACAUCCUAAUAACAGUUCGAAACCCAUUUGUGAAAUUUGAAGCUAUGAAUUUGAAUAAUUGGAUACAAAUUGUGGUCUUUUCAUUACAGGUUCGAUUUUUUUAUUCGUUCACCUGUAGAGAUAACCUCUAUUUGGUUAUGGAAUAUCUCAAUGGAGGUGAUCUAUUUUCUUUGCUUAGAAAAGUUGGUUGCCUUGAGGAAGAUGUAGCUCGUAUAUAUAUUGCAGAACUGGUUCUUGCUUUAGAGUAUCUCCACUCUUUGGGAAUUGUGCAUCGCGAUCUGAAACCAGACAACAUACUGAUUGCACAUGAUGGGCACAUUAAGCUCACAGAUUUUGGGCUAUCAAAAAUUGGCCUUAUAAACAGCACCAUUGAACUCUCAGGACCUGAGAUGGAUGGAAAUAAAGUUUCAGGUGUUCAUAGUCCACACACCCGACAAUCAGAAGAUAGAAGUCAGCACUCAGCUGUUGGAACACCCGACUAUCUGGCACCUGAAAUUCUUCUUGGGACUGAUCAUGGUUAUGCUGCAGACUGGUGGUCUGUGGGAAUAAUUUUAUUUGAACUUAUAACUGGAAUACCACCCUUCAAUGCUGAAUCUCCUGAGAUAAUCUUUUAUAACAUUCUUAAUAGAAAAAUCCCCUGGCCUCCUAUACCUGACAGCAUGUCUUAUGAGGCCCAAGACUUCAUUAACAGGUUAAUUACUCAUGAUCCAAAUCAACGCUUAGGAGCGAAAGGAUCAACAGAGGUCAAAUCACAUCCGUUUUUCAGAGGAGUGGAUUGGGACAACCUUGCAUUGCAAAAGGCCGUCUUUGUACCUAGCCCUGACAGUGCAGAUGACACGAGCUACUUUAUAUCACGAUUUUCUCAAAUAUCUAGCGGAAUGCCUAAUGGUCGAACUAGUAGCUGUUCUGAUAUUGAGGGUUACGACUCAUCCUCAAAUUCUGGAGUUGAGAUGGAUGAAUAUGGUGACCUGGCAGAGUUUGAUUCUUCUCCACUCUCCUUGAUCAAUUUUUCUUUCAAGAAUCUGUCUCAAUUGGCGUCUAUUAAUCACGACUUGCUCUUACAAACCGGGAGGGAUUCUGCAAAGCAUUCCCCCUCUAGAGCUCCAGACACAUAGAAUCUUUCAGUAGUUAACGGAUUUAAUAGGUAAUUUGUUUACACUGAUUACGUGCUAGGAAAAUUAUAGGGAAAUAAAAGCUCAGCUUUUAUCAUGUAAAUAAAACGAUAGAAUAAUUUUCUUUGUACAGAAAACCAAUAAAGUCGAAGAAAGUCUUAUAAAAAAAAAUUAUUCCUUUUUUCA